Molecule: messenger RNA, 747 nt
Organism: Melanotaenia boesemani (Boeseman's rainbowfish)
Lineage: Eukaryota; Metazoa; Chordata; Actinopteri; Atheriniformes; Melanotaeniidae
Product: complement C1q tumor necrosis factor-related protein 3-like
Exons: 3
Coding region: 1-747 (248 amino acids)
Molecular function (GO): protein binding
Source: RefSeq, a predicted model, not a curated record
AUGUUUAUGUGUCUGCUUGCUGGGCAGUCCGGGUGCCAGGCUGGAGGUGAGGGAAAUCCAACCCAGGUCACUGAUCUCUCACAUGAAGACCACGCAGAUACCAGGGUAGAGCUUCCUGAGCAAGAACGACAAACACCAACCAAUAUGACAUCAAACUUAACACCUAUUCAACCAGCAUGUGAACCCAACAUCUACAUGGUGCUGAAGAUGCUCGGGGCUCUUGAAGAGAAACAAAAAGCCACUGAGAGAGCCCUUGAGAAAACAAACGGAAAGUUGGAGGCCAGCGAGAAGCAGGUGGCUGCUCUCAGCAGUGAACUGACUGAUAUCAGGAACCUGUAUGAAGGAAAACUUCGGGUGGCAUUUUCUGCUGCACUUCUUCCAGACAUCAAUGCUGUAAGUGUUAAUACGCCUCUGGUUUACAGCAACGUUCUGUUCGACAGCGGAGGCCAUUACAGCCCAGUAACAGGUCAUUUCACAGCACCAGUGCGAGGAGUUUAUUAUUUCUCCUUUACUUCCUUUGUGUGGUCUGGAAAACCAGCCACAGGCGGAAGCCUGUUCCACAACGGAAACCAGAUUGUGUCAUGGUAUGGCAACAGUCAAACUCACUCCAUGUCGGCAUCUAACAGCGCCAUCUUGCUGCUACAAACUGGUGACGUGGUUAGUGUUCGUCUUUGGUCUGGGUACAAUAUAAAUGAUAAUGGUAACAAGUAUUGCACAUUCAGUGGAUUUUUGCUCUUUCAUAUGUGA